Messenger RNA from Lingula anatina, 3026 nucleotides. RefSeq lists its product as uncharacterized. Lineage: Eukaryota; Metazoa; Brachiopoda; Lingulata; Lingulida; Lingulidae. Gene Ontology annotation, molecular function: oxidoreductase activity. The record is from RefSeq and is a predicted model, not a curated record.
GAAGGUGAAGGUCAAAAUGGGAGCUGACAAGAGUAAGUACACUGUAACCCCAGUGGGGCAUAUUCCGUAUUUUGUUGUAGAAAUCCGAGGAAUCAAUCUAAAUUCAAAGCACAUCUCGCAGGAGACUAUAGACAUGACACGGAUACUGUCACACCAAAACCGAAUUUUGAUUUUUAAAGACCAAGGCAUUGUUCCUGCUAAGGUUCACAUUCGUGUGGGUGAAUGGUUUGGACCCAUUCAACCUGCAGAAAUGUACAGCCAUCCUCGAGCCCCGCAUCCUCAGGUGCUUAGACUCUCCAAUGAUCCAGAGGAAGGCUGUGUUAACAUUGGCACGAGGGGGUGGCACAUAGACGGUUCAUACCUGAUGGUUCCUUACCAUUACUCUUUAUAUCACAUGGUCGCUUUGCCUACUGGGGGAAGUAGCACAUUGUUUUAUCCCUUGUUUGAAUUGAUAAAAAGUCUUGACAGCGAGCAGCUGAGCAGAUGGCAGAGAUUGUGGAUUGUCAGAUAUGAGGAUAACAAAAAGAGGGUCCAUCCUGUAAUUUAUGUGCAUCCUGUCACAGGGUUAGAGACUAUGUGUAUUCAUCUUGGAGGCAUGAAAUGUUUUGUAUGGGACAGAGGCACACCUGAAGAAAGGUGGACAGCAAAAGAGGAGACUGACGAGAUAGUGAAGGAAAUUCAACAAGCUUUUGAUAAAAACCAAAGUAAACUUAUGUAUGAACAUAAGUGGGAACCAGGAGAUUUCAUCAUCUCAGACAACCUGUCUGUUGCACAUUUAGCUGGUCAGGCAGCCAGGCAGUCUAGGAAAGAAGUUGGCCUUCGAAUUCUCCACAGGGUGUCUGUUGCAGGGACUCAUAGACCUCAAAAGGAAUUUAGAAACUAUGUGAAUACUUAUGCUCUUGCAAGUGACAGGGAAAUGCAAUCUCAGGGAUUUUCGUUUGGGCCCUCUCUGUGGAGAUGUUGUAUUUGUAGGAACAAUGGAAGUAACAGUUUAUCCGCUGACAGGACUUACAGAAAUUAGAAUUAAGAUUUAUGUCGGUAAAUUAAGACAUAUUUGAGAUGUUAGUAACAUUUUAGUUAUCAUCUUCAUUCUGUGAUAAGAAAGACUAAUUGCUUUACAGUUUUAAAAAAUGUACCAGUUUGGCUUUGUUGUCAUAUAUAUAGGUUCUGAAAUUAUAUACCCAUUUGUGCACUGUAGUCAACUACUAUUGCAGACAGUAAGUUUUUCAAUCAAAUAGCUUUUCUUUUGCAUUUUUCAUGAAAUUAUUAGAUAUGCGUUAUUCCAUGUGCUUAUGCUAUUCAAUUUCAUUUAGUUUUCGACUUUGUUUCAAUUACUAAAAUGCAUCUCAUAAAGUUGAAAACAAAAUGCUUUUUCUUUUUAGAAAAGUUUUAUUUGCAUUACAGCAAAGCAAUCACAGUAAACAUGUUGUAUUCCCAAGCUGCGAUCAGAAGGCCUGUAGGUUGAACCACUGCCUUCUUCAUUUCUGCAUUAAUGUAUUCCCAGUGAUCAGACAGAUAUCCCUCAUCGGUUGUUCAUCUCAAAUCUUACCCAAAAAUACAAUUCUUAAGAAGAGAAUUGACAUCAGUGUGUAUAUAAAGUACAACUGUCUUGAUUUUUCUUGCACUGCACAACGGCUUGUUAUUCAGGAUUUCUAUCGUCAUAUCACUCGUCUCCCCUUUAAGAGGUGGAGUUAGGAACACAGCCACUCCAGUAUGGGACCUGGGUGGCAUCACAGAUACUAGAGAGCACAACAUACAAACUAAAAUGCAACCAACAUCAUGGGAGCCUUCUCAUAAUAUUGUCUCAUUCUAAAUUAAACGUUUCAUUUAAUUUAUCCAGAUACAAUCUUGAACAAGAUGUAAGUGAAAGUUUAAGAACUGUACAUUUGCAACAGUCAAAGGUGUCUUUUAGCUAUUACAGAAAGUGUUUCACUAAAGAGAGAAAUUUUUAAUGAAUUUUGACUGAAUUCCAAAAGUGUUUGCAAUUGUUUUAUGGUCCCAGUAAUGUUGGUGCCAAGUUUGCAUUAUGUUUACAUUCACUGAAAAGCAAUGCUUGAGGCAAAUACUAAUUCAGGUUUUCAAUGAAAGGUACAAAAAGAAAGUGUAUAAAUCCACUGCAGGCUUGCCUUGAGUAAUUGUUAGAAUGAAGGAGCAAUCCAUGUUAAAGCAAAAUGGUGACAAUACACACUACAGAUUCAACUGUACAACUUUUGCUGGAACACUGUAUAAUGAGACAUUUUUGUUAACAUAACAUGUCACUUAAUGUGUCGCUACACAGUGUGACUGAAAACAUAUAUAAUAUAUAAUAUAUCUUUGAUGUGACCUUCCAAUUGUACAAUGUUUUGCCCCAUGAUCUGGUACAGAGUGAUUUGUUUUAAUUAUGCAAAUGCCAUUUAACAAUUGUGUCCACAUCUUUUUUUCUAUUUGGGAAACGAUGUAUAAAAGAGAAACAAAGAACAUCUAUAAAUUCAGGGCUAUUGGGUUUUUUAAGAAAUGUAUAUUUUUAUGAUUUUUUUCCAGGCUCAGGAUAAUCAUAAGGAUGUGGCGAAUAUUGCCCCAUACAAAAUCCACAGUUGACUUUCAAAAUCAAAACAGUCUUACAAAAUUUGUAUAUCACCCAUAUGACAUCAUGUCAUCCAGCUUCAAUACUUUUGUCACUGUUCAUCAUUCUAGGUCACAUUAAAUGUGCUUGCAGCACAAGAUGGAACCGUAUGUGUAGAUCUCUAAUGCUGCAAAAAACAAAUUGGCAAGGGCAGGAAGAAACCUUACUACUAGAGUACCAUAAUUACACACUACACUGACAGUAAAAGCCCCCUUCUGAUUUCAUCUAUAAUGUUAUUGCAUAGGUUUAGACCUAUUCUUUGACAACAUAUUGCUUACUACAAUUAUACUUAAACAGAAUAAAACAACAUUACUGACAACAUUUCCAUAAAAACACAUUCAUACCUUUCCUCAAUCAUUAAUACAAAAACCAACAAUCUAAGAUUCAAGUAUGUGGUUCUGACACCACAACUUGGAAAAAAAAA